This is a messenger RNA of Daphnia carinata, 750 nucleotides long. RefSeq names its product adhesive plaque matrix protein-like. Bases 133 to 603 code for a protein of 156 amino acids. Lineage: Eukaryota; Metazoa; Arthropoda; Branchiopoda; Diplostraca; Daphniidae. The transcript has 3 exons. The record is from RefSeq and is a predicted model, not a curated record. Gene Ontology annotation, cellular component: extracellular matrix.
CAUGCCCAAUCUGCAAAUGGACGUGAGGGAUUUCGUGACUGCACACGAACAAUGUGCUAUAUAAAUGCCGAAAUGGCUGGACUUUGGGUAUCAGUUAUCCAGCUGCUGUAAACACCACCACAAGUCCCCAACAUGAAGGUUCUCAUCCUCGCCGCACUCGUAACGAUCGCUGCAGCCAGAUCGAGUUAUCCGGCCAAAACAUACAAGACUUACGAAGCUCCGUCUUAUUCGGCCCCCGCUUACGAGAAACCUGAGACCUACAAAGCCGAACCCUACAGUUUCUCUUGGGAUGUUAAAGAUGAAUACUACAAUGAUUAUUCUCAUUCGGAGACCAGCGAUGGUAAAGUCGUGACCGGAUCUUACCGAAUUGAAUUGCCCGAUGGCCGUGGUCAAACAGUGACGUACAGGGCCGACAGCAAUGGAUACGUCGCUGAUGUCAAGUACGAUGGUGAAGCUAAAUACCCGCCUCCCGAUUACAAACCUGCGGCUUAUUCGGCUCCUGAUUACAAACCUGCGGCUUAUUCGGCUCCCGAUUACAAGUCCUCCACCUACAGGGUCCCUGCAUACAAGCCCCCUGUUUACAAGACUCGCGCUAGAUAUUGAAAAUAGUAUAACUAUUUAUUUGCAUGCAAAUGCAUCACAUUUUGUGUUUCAUAGCUUAUGACUUGUAUGGGCCCAUAGCCUUAAAAAAGUAAUAAUAAAAAAUGUAUCUAUGUUUUUGAAAAAAAUUUCUAUUUUAAUUGGCAAGAA